AUGGCGUCGGACGGAGGCGCGGCGGGGGAGGAUCCGCUGUGCGUGGAGCUCCCGGAGCGACUCGCCAUCCUGCCGUUCCGCAACCGCGUGCUGCUGCCCGGGGCCAUUGUCCGAAUCACGUGCUCCGACCCCAGCAGCGUGCGGUUGGUGGAGCAGGAGCUGUGGCAAAAGGACAAGCCCGCGCUGAUUGGAAUCGUACCUGUUAUAGAGCCUCCUGGUUCCGCGGAUAGCACUGGAAGCGGUGCUGCUGCUAGUGGCAGUGCUGCUACUAGUAACGAUGCUGCUAAUGGAGGUGAUGGAAAUGCGGAAGGAGGAGCAGGAGGGACGGGAGGGACUGGAGAGAAGGCAGGAGGAGGGGAAGGGGCGGCAGAGGGAAAGGCGGUAGUGCGCGUGUGGGGGCCCAGCGGACCAGAGGAGGUGACGGGGGGAACGGCGAAGCUGCUGCUGGAAGACGUGAAGUGGCACCCCAGGGGUGUGGCAGCACGGGCGCUGCAUGUGGCCAAGGGCGUGGAGAGGCCCACAGGCCGGGUGACCUAUGCGGUGGUGCUGCAGGUGAGUUCUCUCUGUGGUGAUAACUGCAGGGUGCAGCAGUCUGGUGCAGCAGUCUGUGUGUAUGUGGCUAAGGGCGUGGAGAGGCCCACAGGCUGGGUGACCUAUGCGAUGGUGCUGCAAGGCGUGUGUCGCUUUGCCAUCCUCUCCAUCAACUCGCGAGGGCCGUACACAUUGUCGGAGUCCCUCUUUUUCGUCCGUCUUCAUUCCUCGCGUCGCCUCUUCAUCCCUACAGAGGAAGAUUGGGUGCGAGAGGUGGACCGCGUGCGAGGGGACGACGAGGUUCGGCGGCUGGGAAGGCAGCUGCUGCGAGUGGUGGAGGAGCUGGCGCGGGUGAUGGAGCAGCUGGGAAGGCAGCUGCUGCGAGUGGUGGAGGAGCUGGCGCGGGUGAUUGAGCAGCGUGGAGCGCGGGCUGGCAGGCUGGCAGCUCACUCAUUUACUGCCCCAUCUCCCCUUUCCCACUCCCAGGAGAAGCAGCGGCAGGUGACAGGGCUGAGGAAGGUGGCAGCAGAGUCCCAGCAGGCAUCGGCUGGGGAGAUACAGAGGCUGGCAGACAUACUCGUGGCCAGCGUGGAGGGCGGGCUGGCAGCGCGCCUGGCGAUGCUGGACGCGGUGAAUCCGCGGAUGAGGCUUCAACUGGCUGCCGCUAUCAUCUCCCUGCACUUGGAGUGCGGUGCCUGGAGGCUGGAGGGUGGGCUGGCAGUGAGCCUGGCCAUGCUGGAUGCGGUGAACCCGCGGAUGAGGCUGCAGCUCGCUGCUGCCAUUAUUUCCCUCCCUGCACCUCGAGGUAUUAAGCCCUGCCCGCCUGGUGCAGCAAGGCAGCAGCAGCAGCGGCUGAAAGAAGGAGAAACCCCUUUCCCCCUCCUCCAAACCCCCUUCGCUGCACCUAGUGGGGAAGGCGAGGGGAAGGAGCGAGGGGCGGCAGGGGAUGGCGAGGAGGGGGACGAGGAGGAGGAGGAGGAUGAUGACGAUGAUGAUGACGUGGCAGUGCUUGAAAGGCGCAUGAAGGAAGUCAAGAUGCCGCCCAACGUGUGGCGCCACGUGCGCCGUGAAUUGAAGCGCCUCCGCAAGAUGCAGCCGCAGCAGUCGGGCUACAGCACAACCCGUCAGUACCUGGAGCUUCUGAGCGACCUCCCCUGGGGCAUAUCGUCUCCCGUUACUGCUGCUGGUGCUGCUGGUGGUGGUGCUGGUGGCAGCAGCAGCGGCGCGGUGAUAGACGUGGCGGCAGCGAGGGAGCAGCUGGACAGGGAGCACUUUGGGCUGGAGAGGGUGAAGCAGCGCAUUCUAGAAUACAUUGCUGUCAGGAAGCUCAAGCCUGAUGCUACAGGUCCUGUGCUGUGCUUUGUGGGCCCCCCUGGCGUGGGCAAGACCUCGCUUGUCUCCUCCAUCGCCAAGGCCCUGGGACGCAAGUUUGUGUCUCCCUCAUCUUCUCUCUUCUCCUUUGGUCUUUCUCCGGUCCCCUGUCCUCCCCUAACCUUCCAGCUUAAGCCUGACGCCACCGGCCCUGUGCUGUGCUUCGUGGGCCCUCCUGGAGUGGGCAAGACAUCCCUAGUCUCAUCCAUUGCCAAGGCCCUGGGACGCAAGUUUCUCAAGCCUGACGCCACGGGUCCUGUGCUGUGCUUCGUGGGUCCUCCUGGCGUGGGCAAGACAUCCCUGGUCUCUUCCAUCGCCAAGGCCCUUGGGCGCAAGUUUGUUCGGAUAGCGCUGGGAGGGGUGAAGGACGAGGCGGAUAUCAGAGGGCAUCGGCGGACUUAUGUUGGGAGCAUGCCGGGGCGACUGAUUGAAGGAGUCAAGAGCGGGUUAGAGGGGGUUAGUAGUGAGUUGCUGGGAGGGGUGAAGGACGAGGCGGAUAUCAGAGGGCACAGGCGGACGUACGUGGGGAGCAUGCCGGGGCGACUGAUUGAAGGGGUCAAGCGCGUGGGGGUGAACAACCCAGUGAUGCUGCUGUACGAGAUCGACAAGACCGACGCCAAUGCCAGGGGCGACCCUCUCAAAGACAACGCCCCUCUCUUUCCUCAACCCAUCUCAUUCAACCCCACACCCUCCCCCCAUCCACUGCCCUCUCCUGCUACCUCUCACCAGCGUGUGGGUGUCAACAACCCAGUGAUGCUGCUGGAUGAGAUCGACAAGACUGGGGCUGAUUGA
This is a messenger RNA of Closterium sp. NIES-65, 2694 nucleotides long. The record is from the annotation of a GenBank genome assembly. Lineage: Eukaryota; Viridiplantae; Streptophyta; Zygnematophyceae; Desmidiales; Closteriaceae.